Messenger RNA from Helobdella robusta, 342 nucleotides. RefSeq lists its product as hypothetical. The transcript is spliced from 3 exons. Bases 1 to 342 code for a protein of 113 amino acids. Gene Ontology annotation, cellular component: mitochondrial large ribosomal subunit. The record is from RefSeq and is a predicted model, not a curated record. NCBI's taxonomy places the organism in Eukaryota, Metazoa, Annelida, Clitellata, Rhynchobdellida, Glossiphoniidae. Gene Ontology annotation, biological process: mitochondrial translation. Gene Ontology annotation, molecular function: structural constituent of ribosome.
AUGGCGAUUAAAGUAAUUAUUAUCAACCAUAAUUUUUAUUGCAAUUCUUACUUAACAAACGCUUUUUAUAGGCACGGGCUAGGAAAAUGUGGAAAUGAGUACGGUCCUUUAGUUGAAGUUCCGGACUGGUCUUAUGCCGAUGGCCGACCAGCCCCCAUUGCAGAAAAUGAGCAGAAACGACGAUUGAGAAAUAAAGCCCUGGCGGAAACUGCAGUUAGGUACAUAAAAGAAAUGAAUGAAGCCAAAGAAAGUUUUGUGAAAAAGAUUCCCAUUGAAGGGCGCGUUGAAAGGCCAAAAAUAUAUCCACUUGUAUCAUCUAAACAAGAGAAAAAUAGAUACUAA